AUGGAGCACAUGUCUCUUCUACACAGCCAGUCUCGUCCCAGAAGCCCUUGCCUCCAACAACCUCUCCUCAAUCUUCAACACAACCUUCAACCCCUCCUACUCGCAACGCAGUCCCUCGCUUUCCUCGAGGUCCUGCACAGCGUGGUGGGAAUCGUGCGAGCCUCAUUCUUCACGACCGCGAUACAGGUCGCUUCGCGAUUGCUGGUGGUGUGGGGAGUCCUGACUCCGUUUGGUGGGGAGAUUGUUGGUGCUAGGGGUACACAGGUGGGCGAUUAUGCGUACUUGGGAUGUGUGGGGGCUUGGGGGAUUACGGAGGUGAUUCGAUAUGGGUACUUUGCGAUUACCCUUUGUGGCGGAAACGUGCCUGCUUGGUGGACUUGGUUGCGGUAUAACACUUUCUACGUGCUGUACCCUAUCGGUAUUACCAGCGAGUGGACGCUCAUUUUCAAGGCUCUGGGCCCUGCGGGUGAUUUGAGCCCGCUGUUCCAGUACAUCUUGAUUGCCGUGCUGGUAAUCUACUUCCCGGGCACUUAUAUCUUGUACACUCACAUGAUCGCCCAGCGUCGCAAGGUUCUCCGUGGCAAGAAGCGCACUGAUUGA
Messenger RNA from Penicillium daleae, 600 nucleotides. RefSeq names its product protein tyrosine phosphatase-like domain-containing protein. The record is from RefSeq and is a predicted model, not a curated record. Gene Ontology annotation, cellular component: endoplasmic reticulum membrane. Lineage: Eukaryota; Fungi; Ascomycota; Eurotiomycetes; Eurotiales; Aspergillaceae. The transcript is spliced from 3 exons. The coding region runs from base 1 to 600 and encodes 199 amino acids. Gene Ontology annotation, biological process: sphingolipid biosynthetic process; very long-chain fatty acid biosynthetic process; fatty acid elongation. Gene Ontology annotation, molecular function: 3-hydroxyacyl-CoA dehydratase activity.